Oreochromis aureus is the source of this 2424-nucleotide messenger RNA. It is a transcript of the gene traf6, whose product is annotated as TNF receptor-associated factor 6. The record is from RefSeq and is a predicted model, not a curated record. Gene Ontology annotation, cellular component: plasma membrane signaling receptor complex. The transcript is spliced from 8 exons. NCBI's taxonomy places the organism in Eukaryota, Metazoa, Chordata, Actinopteri, Cichliformes, Cichlidae. Gene Ontology annotation, biological process: protein K63-linked ubiquitination; tumor necrosis factor-mediated signaling pathway; regulation of apoptotic process. The coding region runs from base 158 to 1873 and encodes 571 amino acids. Gene Ontology annotation, molecular function: zinc ion binding; ubiquitin protein ligase activity; tumor necrosis factor receptor binding.
AUACCAAAAGUUCGAGACGUUUUCAAGGCAAAGGUGGGUGUGCUACGAGAAUAAAAACCUGCGUUCACGGACACAUUCGGAGUUUAUAACGUUUUUCUUUCCGAUGUGGGGGACGUGAUUUUGCUGCCCGCUGUUUUGGCUUUGCCACUUGCUACAAAUGGCCUGCUGUGAAAGCAAUAAGGGGAGUUUGGAGGAGGACAGCUAUGAUGGACCUGUCGGUGGAGCGCUGUCUGGCUGUGCUCUGGCAAUGCUGGAAAAAGAACAGGAGUCCAUUCUUAGCCCGUCAGAGAACCCUAGUGCCUUCAUGAGCAGCAGCAGCCUUCAGGCUGCCCCCCUGCAGGGCUACGAUGUGGAGUUUGAUCCACCGCUGGAGAGUAAAUACGAGUGCCCCAUUUGUCUCAUGGCUUUGAGGAACGCCAUUCAAACACGCUGUGGUCACCGCUUCUGCAAGAGCUGCAUUGAGAAAUCCAUCCGUGAUACGGGACAGAGGUGCCCAGUGGACAACGAAAUGUUGUCAGAAGACCAACUGUUCCCUGAUAACUUUGCCAAAAGGGAGAUUCUGUCGCUAACUGUGCGCUGUCCAAACUCGGGCUGUGCCGAGAAGAUGGAGCUCCGGCAUUUGGAGGAUCAUUUGGUGCAUUGUGAGUUUGCCACCGUGCCUUGUCCACAGUGCCAGCAGUCUGUGAAAAAGAGCCACCUAGAAGAGCACAUAACUGUUCAGUGCCAAAAAAGACCCAUGUCAUGUCCAGACUGUGUGGCAUGCUUUCUUUAUGAAGAGAGAGAGCUUCAUCAGCAACAGUGUCCCUUUGCCAGUGUGAAGUGUCAGUACUGUGAGCUGGAGCUCGUCAGAGACCAGAUGGAGUCUCACUGUGACACAGAUUGCCCAAAAGCACCUAUUGCCUGUAACUUUAGCAUCUUUGGAUGUAAGGAAAGGAUGCAGCGCCACAACCUGGCUCAGCACAUGCAGGAGUUCACACAGAUGCAUAUGCGCUACAUGGCUGAAUUUCUGCGUGGCCUUAGCCUCAAUGGUACCACACCCAAACCCCUGAGGACUUUAGGACCUUCACUUUCCUCUGAGGAUCAAGGAGCUGCAGCAUCAGUACCGGCCUGUAGUGGGUCCAGAGGGGCUGCAGCUCUGAGCUGCAAUAGCAGUUGUGCUCCAGGUCCGUCUAGUGAAGAGAUGCAGCAGAGGCUCCGUGAGAUGGAUGGACGAUUGGUGAAGCAGGAUCACCAGCUGCGUGAACUCAUCAUCUUAAAAGACACACAAGCAGGCCAGCUGGCAGAGCUCAGGCGUAGAGUGUCCAUGCUGGAGGAUACAGUGAAAGAGCUGGAGGCCCAACAUUGCAAUGGUAUCUUCAUCUGGCGCCUCAAAGGUUUUUCAGUCCACCUGCGGAACCAAGAAGCGGGCCAGCCAGUGGUUGAGCACAGCCCCGGCUUUUACACAGGCCGCCCAGGCUACAAGCUAUGCCUGCGCUUACACCUGCAGACCCCCAAUGCCCCUCGCUGCUCCAGCUACAUCUCCCUAUUUGUGCACACCAUGCAAGGAGCUUUUGAUGGGCAGCUUACCUGGCCAUUUCAAGGAACCAUCCGGCUCGCCAUCCUAGACCAGGGCCCUGAGGGUCAGCAUCACAUGGAGGCAAUGGAGACUAAACCAGAUCUACAGGCCUUCCAGAAGCCGACAAUUCAGCGCAAUCCCAAAGGAUUUGGCUAUGUCACCUUCAUGCACCUGUCUCAGCUGAGUCAGAGAGCUUAUGUUAAAGAUGACACUCUGCUCAUCCGCUGCGAGGUGACGCCACGUUUUGACAAUAUCCUUCAUCGUGAGGGACCAGCUGUACAGCCAAGAGGACCUGAGGCAUUUGCUUCAAGAGACUAAAGCCGCACUCCUUUGUGUGGGAUCUUCCACAAGCUGACAUUUAUGGUACCUCUACCAGUGCUUUAGUAAUUCAGUAAAGUUCAUUUUUAAUUGAUGUGAUCAAGUGGAAGAAAAAUUGACAUUAACAACUUUUUAAAAUAGCUAGUAUUUAUUUUUUUUUUCCAAGAUCUCAGUGUUUGUUGUAAUAGAUGUACAGCAGAAUUCAUUGAGAUCAUUAUGAGAGAUAUAUACUUUAAACCAUGCUGUUAAGACCAUGUGAACUGUAUCUAAUCAGCUCAGCACCACAGGCUCUCUUGCUAUUGUUGUAGAACACAGCAUGAGGACUUUCGGGUUUUUUUUGUUUGUUUUUUUUACUCUAGUGUCAUUUUUCAAUCAUUGUUUAAAGAGCAGAUGACUUUGGGGGGGUUUUUUUUGGUUUUUAUUUGGGUUUUUUUCCCUUGUCAUCUACAAGUGUGUACAGGGUGUGUGGAUAAUGUAUUGCAUAUUCUUGACAGCAGAGGAUGAAAAUGACAAUUGAGCAUUGUAUAAAAACCUAAGUGGACAGACUUAAA